Messenger RNA from Exophiala aquamarina CBS 119918, 1425 nucleotides. RefSeq lists its product as uncharacterized. The record is from RefSeq and is a predicted model, not a curated record. Gene Ontology annotation, biological process: transmembrane transport. Gene Ontology annotation, molecular function: transmembrane transporter activity. Gene Ontology annotation, cellular component: membrane. The coding region runs from base 1 to 1425 and encodes 474 amino acids. The transcript has 2 exons. NCBI's taxonomy places the organism in Eukaryota, Fungi, Ascomycota, Eurotiomycetes, Chaetothyriales, Herpotrichiellaceae.
AUGAUCGAAUAUGACAAUAAAGAGACUCGACGCAUCUUGCGAAAGAUCGAUUAUCGUCUCGUUCCAUUGCUGGGAAUCCUCUACCUGCUUGCCUACCUCGAUCGAAGCAAUAUUGGAAAUGCCCGUAUCGCCGGAAUGUACGAGGACCUCGAGCUUUACGGUCUACGAUACAACACGGCAUUGACAGUCUUCUUCGUCCCAUACGCGUUAUUUGAAGUACCAAGCAAUAUUGUGUUGAAGAUGUUGCGUCCGUCGAUCUGGAUCUCCAUCCUAUGCUUCAGCUGGGGCUUAGUUAUGACACUCAUGGGGCUCGUACACACUUAUGAAGGCCUGGUCAUUGCUCGUAUCUUCCUCGGCGUGACAGAAGCCGGCUUUUUCCCCGCGGCAACAUAUUUGCUCACUAUCUGGUAUAAAAGAUACGAAGUCCAAAGUCGUAUGGCAAUAUUCUACGCCGCCGCUUCCCUCUCGGGGGCAUUCUCCGGCCUUCUGGCCUUUGCCAUUGAAAAAAUGGAAGGGGUUGGAGGGCUCGCAGGGUGGAAGUGGAUCUUCAUCCUAGAAGGUCUCGCGCCAGUCGCAAUCUCGUUCACCCUUUAUUUCCUCCUCCCAGAUAGCCCUCAAACCGCAAAAUUUCUCACCAAGGAAGAGCGAGAGUUUGUCGUCAACCGCAUUGCAUAUGAACAUGGCCGCGGCCGUGUCACCAACGAUGACAAGAUCAAAAUGCAUCACAUCAAGUCGGCUUUCGCAGAUUGGAGAAUCUGGAUGUCCAUCUUCCCAUUCUGGGCAUGCAGUAUUGGCACUUAUGGGUUUACUGCGACAGUGCCUGCUGUGGUGCGAGAUCUUGGCUACACAUCUGCCAAUGCUCAAUUGAUGACAAUCCCCAUUUAUGUGGUGGCAAUGAUCGCGACGGUCAUUGUUGCUUUCUGGGCGGAUCAUGUCCAGCAGAGAACCCCAUUUAUCAUGGGUGGUUUCGCUAUUGGUGUUGUUGGCUUCAUUGCAGAGCUUGCAAUCCCACAUCCGAAGUAUCCCGGUGUUACCUACUUCUUUCUCUUCUUGGUCUCAACAGGACUCUACUGCCCAUUCACCUGCAUCGUCGCGCUCACCGCGAACAACCUAGCUCCAUCCUCCAAGCGUGCAGUGGGCAUGGCACUCCUGAUCAGUGUUGGCAACAUGGGAGGAAUCUGUGGUAGCAAUAUCUACCUUGCGCGACAGGCUCCCAAGUAUCCAGUCGGAUUCGGUGUCGGUCUAACAACUUGUGUCCUUGGAAUAAUUGCAGCCUUCAUUCUACGCUGGGAGUACAAGCGACAGAACAACUUGCGAGAUGAGACCAUCGCGAGGGAAGGAGCUGACGCUGUCAGGGCAAGAUAUACUGAGCAGGAAUUGCUGGACUUGGGAGACCGGAGUCCAUUCUUCCGUUAUACUCUCUGA